This is a messenger RNA of Prunus armeniaca (apricot), 387 nucleotides long. NCBI's taxonomy places the organism in Eukaryota, Viridiplantae, Streptophyta, Magnoliopsida, Rosales, Rosaceae. The record is from the annotation of a GenBank genome assembly.
AUGUUCAGAGCCUCAUUGAACGAGUUGCGCCUUGGCCCGAUUCAUAUAAAAAGCCACCGACUAGCUUACGCCCUCGUCCUCUCCACUCAUAAGCUUCGGCCUUAUUUCCAAGCUCACACCGUCGACGUGCUCACCAAUCAGCCCCUACGCCAAGUCCUACAGAAGCCAGAGACAUCGGGACGCCUGAUCAACUGGGCCAUCGAGCUUGGUGAUUUUGACAUUCACUACCACCCUCAACCUGCUGAAAAAGGACAAGUCAUAGCCGAUUUCAUCUCAGAACCGACGCCAUCAGAAGGCGUACGACUGGCCGAUCCCAUCCCUGAAUUGCCCUCGACGGCCUUGGACAAUCAUCCUGUAGAAAAGGCAUUUGAUCCAAUGAUCCCUUAG